GUCCAACUCUCACAUCCAUACAUGACCACAGGAAAAACCAUAGCCUUGACUAGACGGACCUUUGUUGGCAAAGUAAUGUCUCUGCUUUUGAAUAUGUAAAAUCCUUACAUUUUUAGCAGUGCUUACUGGGCAAUGUAAAGGACUGAAUAGACACUGUGAUGAAACUUCACAAACCAGAUGGGAAAGAUGCAUUAAUUGUCACAGGGUACAGGAUACGGUGCAAUUAAAAGAAAAUGGUCAGAUUUAACCAAAAUUUUGCAUGAAUUUUGGCAUUUAAAACUGUCUUCCUAUUCUGUACAUACUAUAGACACACAUUGCAUUUUAUAGUAACAGUGUUAGCACAGCCAAGCGACACAAUUCACUUAAGCUUGCACUAUGGAAAUUUAUCUGGCUUUCAAGUUUCUCCACUUAAAAAAUGGGCGCAACCAAAGGACGAAUAAUAAAUGGGCAACAGUGUGAAAGGCAACAAAUCAUUGGCAAACAAUUACAAGGCCAGUACUGAGACCAAUUUAGGGAGGACGUGGUUGGAGACAAACGUAGGUUCAAAGGCUACGUGCUGCACCUCCCUGGGAUGGAGGCAGGGCUCCCUUGGGCCCUAAAACUUGACUGGCGUUGGGUAAAAAUCUGGCUCCCCGCCACCUCACGAGAUACUCUCCCGGCCGAGCCAAGAUGGCGCGCAGCCCCAAGUGGCUCCACGUCACGAGGGAGGGAGCGCCGGGGCGGGGGCGUGGCCUCGAGGGGGCCGGCUAGCCCCGCCCUUGAGGUGGGGCCGGGGGCCGUCCGCAGAAGGCGAGGGCGGGGCGCUUCGGCUCGGGAAGGCUGCGGCUGCCUCGGCGCCGGCUCCGCUCGCGAGGACAAGUCCGGCGCCUCCAGGCCGGGCCGGCUUCCUGCGCAGAGCCAAGCUGCCCGGCCUUCGGAGUUUACCACCUUAACCCGGGAGCUGAGUAUGUGUCGGGAGCAGCUUCUAGAGAGGGAGGAAGAGAUAUCAGAGCUGAAAGCAGAGCGGAAUAACACGAGGUUGCUUCUGGAACAUCUGGAGUGCCUGGUGUCCCGCCAUGAGCGGUCACUGAGGAUGACUGUGGUGAAGCGUCAGGCCCAGUCACCCUCAGGGGUCUCCAGUGAGGUGGAGGUGCUGAAGGCUCUCAAGUCACUGUUUGAGCACCACAAGGCCCUGGAUGAGAAGGUGCGAGAGCGGCUCCGGGUGGCCCUCGAGAGAGUGACCACUUUGGAGGAACAGCUGGCGUGUGCCCACCAGCAGGUGUCUUCCCUACAGCAGGGGUCAGGGGUUCGGGAUGGAGUGGCCGAAGAGGAGGGGACUGUGGAGCUGGGAUCAAAAGGCCUGUGGAAGGAGGACACAGGCCAGGUUGAGGAGCUGCAGGAGCUUCUGGAGAAGCAGAACUUUGAGUUGAGCCAGGCCCGGGAGCGACUGGUCACCCUGACAGCAACUGUGGCUGAACUGGAGGAGGACCUGGGCACAGCCCGCCGGGACCUCAUCAAGUCGGAGGAACUGAGCAGCAAACACCAGCGGGACCUCCGGGAAGCUCUAGCCCAGAAAGAGGACAUGGAGGAGCGGAUCACCACCCUGGAGAAGCGCUACCUGGCUGCUCAGCGUGAGGCUACAUCAAUACAUGACCUCAAUGACAAACUGGAGAACGAGCUAGCCAAUAGGGAAUCCUUGCAUCGCCAGUGUGAGGAGAAAGCCCGAUAUCUGCAGGAGCUACUGGAGGUAGCCGAGCAGAAACUUCAGCAGACAAUGCGCAAGGCCGAGACGCUGCCAGAGGUGGAGGCUGAGCUGGCCCAAAGAGUUGCGGCCCUCACCAAGGCUGAAGAGCGACAUGGCAACACUGAGGAGCACCUCCGACAGCUGGAGGGACAGCUGGAGGAGAAGAACCAAGAGCUGGCGCGGGUGCGCCAGCGGGAGAGGAUGAAUGAAGCCCACAACAAGCGCCUGUCAGACACUGUGGACCGGCUGCUUAUCGAGGCGAAGGAGCGCCUGCAGCUCCACCUCAGGGAGCGCAUGGUGGCCCUGGAGGAGAAGAACACGUUGAUCCAAGAGCUGGAGACCUCCCAGCGGCAGAUUGAAGAGCAGCACCAUCACAAGGGCCGCCUGUCUGAAGAGAUUGAGAAACUGCGCCAAGAGGUGGACCAACUGAAGGGUCGAGGAGGACCAUUUGUGGAUGGCAUCCACUCCAGGGCGUACACGGGCAGUGCAACGGAUGUGCGGUUCUCCCUGAGCACAACUGCCCACACAUCUCAAGGUCUGCGUCGUUGUUACUCAGCACGGCGGGAACCGCCUGCCAAGGACUGGGAGCCAUCUCCACGGCCUGCGGUGCUGGUCCCGACAACCACCCCUGCCUUUGACAGUGACCAUGAGAUCUCUGAUGUGGAUGAGGAUGAACCAGGGGGUCUGGUGGGCUCCAUGGACAUUGUCUCCCCCAGCAGCCACUCAGACGCCCAGACCCUGGCCAUGAUGCUGCAGGAGCAGCUGGAUGCUAUCAACGAGGAGAUCAGGAUGAUCCAGGAAGAGAAGGAGUCCACAGAGCUCCGUGCUGAGGAGCUGGAAACUCGAGUGACUAGUGGCAGCAUGGAGGCCCUAGACCUGACCCAGCUGCACAAACGCGGUUCCAUCCCCACCUCUCUGACCGCCCUGUCCCUGGCCAGCGCGUCCCCUCCACUUAGCGGCCGUGCCACACCUAAGCUCACCUCCCGCAGUGCUGCCCAGGACCUGGAUCGGAUGGGGGUCAUGACCUUGCCCAGUGACUUAAGAAAGCAUAGGAGGAAGCUGCUGUCACCAGUGUCUUGGGAAGAGAACCGAGAGGAUAAAGCCACCAUAAAAUGUGAGACUUCCCCUCCUUCCUCACCCAGGACACUGCAGCUAGAGAAGCUUGGCCUCCCUGCCCUGAGCCAGGAAGAAGGCAAGAGUGCUUUGGAGGAUCCAGGCAGCAACCCCAGCAGCAGCAACAGCAGCCAGGACUCCUUGCACAAGGGUGCCAAGCGCAAGGGCAUCAAAUCAUCCAUCGGCCGCCUGUUUGGGAAGAAGGAGAAAGGCAGGCUGAUCCAGCCGAGCCGGGAUGGACCCACAGGCCAUGUUGUACUACUAACAGACUCUGAGCUCGGUCUGCAGGAGCCCAUGGUGCCUGGCAAGCUGGGAACCCAGGCAGAAAAGGACCGGAGGCUGAAGAAGAAACACCAGCUGCUUGAAGAUGCCCGGAGAAAAGGAAUGCCCUUUGCCCAGUGGGACGGCCCUACUGUGGUCUCCUGGCUAGAGCUCUGGGUGGGGAUGCCUGCUUGGUAUGUGGCAGCCUGCCGGGCCAACGUCAAGAGUGGCGCCAUCAUGUCAGCCCUAUCGGACACAGAGAUCCAGCGAGAAAUUGGCAUCAGCAAUGCCCUGCACCGGCUCAAGCUCCGGCUGGCCAUCCAGGAGAUGGUGUCGCUGACCAGCCCCUCUGCCCCGCCCACCUCCAGGACUUCUUCUGGGAAUGUCUGGGUCACCCACGAAGAGAUGGAAACUCUGGCAACAUCCACUAAAACAGACAGUGAGGAGGGCAGCUGGGCUCAGACCCUGGUCUAUGGGGAUAUGAACCACGAGUGGAUUGGGAACCAGUGGCUCCCCAGCCUGGGGCUCCCCCAGUACCGCAGCUACUUCAUGGAGUGCCUCGUGGACGCUCGCAUGCUGGAUCACCUCACCAAGAAGGACUUGCGGGUCCACCUGAAGAUGGUGGACAGCUCCCACCGAACCAGUCUUCAGUAUGGCAUCAUGUGCCUGAAGAGGCUGAAUUAUGACCGGAAGGAGCUGGAGAAGCGGCGGGAGGAGAGCCAGCAUGAGAUCAAGGAUGUGCUGGUCUGGACCAAUGACCAGGUAGUUCAUUGGGUCCAGUCUAUUGGGCUCCGAGACUACGCAGGAAACCUCUAUGAGAGUGGUGUGCAUGGCGCUUUGCUGGCCCUGGAUGAGAACUUUGACCACAACACACUGGCCCUGGUUCUCCAGAUACCCACACAAAAUACCCAGGCACGCCAAGUGUUGGAGAGAGAGUUCAACAACCUGUUGGCUUUGGGCACAGACCGGAAGCUGGAUGAUGGGGAAGACAAGGCGCUACGCCGCGCGCCCUCCUGGAGGAAACGCUUCCGCCCGCGGGACCCCCACGGCCGCGCCUCGCUCAGCGCCGCGGCCGACACGCUCCCGGCAACCUUCCGCGCGUCCACCGUGGGGCCCGUGCCGCCUCCAGCAUCCCCGCGGAAGAAGAUCACGCCUGAAGGUCUGGACCGCUCACUCCACCGGAGACCAGGGUGCAGAACCAAGGGCUGGGGUGGCCCUUCCAAAGAAAGGGCGCUUCAGACUUCCUUGCUUGGGUUAUUGGGCCUUCUGGUUUCUGUCCGUCUCUUGGUUGCACUAGAUGGUCUACGUCUGCUUUUGGCAUCCCCCCUCCCGCCAUUUUCUCUCCCCCGACUCAUCCGCACCUUGUAGCUGCUGCCACACCUUCAGGACCUCUUUGGGGGCUGGGAGAUGUAGACGGCCUCAUUCUUUCUCAGGAUGAUGAACCUGGGAAGAAGGGAGGCUCAGGUGGAGAUUCUAGGCCCUGGUUUAAGUUGAAUCCCAAACGUCAAGCAUAAGCGUGGGGAAAUUCAGCCCUCCUGCCCAGUGAGAGGUUGCAGGCAGGUCAGCUAGAGGGAGAGCUGAUGUCCUGCGGUAGCUCUAAGCCCAAGUAGCAGUGGGAAUUACCUCCUGCCCCAGCUAUAGGGUAGAGCUGCUGCUGGUCUGGAAGGAGAAGGAUCUUGGCUCUGGGGCAGAACAGAGCUAACCAUGCACUGCGAGCUGUGCUCCCAGUAUUUCUUCCCUUGCUGUCCUCCUCUGGCCCACUUCUUUGAUAACCCCAGCCCUACAAAAAUGUACCUAAUGAGUGGAUUGAGUAUAUAUUAAUACACUGACCUUAAAAUCUGGUUUGGGAAAAAGGUAAUCUGAGGCUUCCUUCCCCUGAUCUCCUAGCAAGAAAAUAAAGCUUCCCCUUUAGUGAAUCAUGUCCUAGGUCUAGGAAAUCCAGUGUUGUUGAAGACUGUCAUUCACCUGCUUGUCCCCAAACGGUCACUCUUUGUUCAAGGUGCUUUUGGUGUUUAGGAGCUGCCUCCAGAAAUUCCUGAGACCUGCCCAGUUUCCGUUGGUUUCCCCAACAGCGUGGUUGCGUCUAGGCUUGAAGGAUAUAGAUCCUGGUUUGGUAGGAAUGUCAUUUCCAAUAAAUUCUCCUUCAUCCACAUACUUCUCCUGCCAAGGUGUUUGGAAGUGUUUGGAACCCAAGUUUAGGGUGAGUUGAUGGAACCCAGAGCUUCUCCUAGUGAGAAGAGAGGAAACGUACCUGGGGCAUGUUACCUGGAGAGGGGCCAGUGCAGUGCCAACCUUCAGGGGGCUGAGCAACUAGUUUGCAAGCUGAUUUGGGUCUGAGUAGGGGCUAGGCUAGCAGGUCAGAUGAAGGGUCAGAGAAUCCCGUCUAGAAGGAGUGAUGGAGCCUGGGGCAGUGCCACACUUAACAGCCUUCUGCUGCAGAGUGGUGGGGCUGGGUGGGCUUCCAUGUGUCUGGACAAGAUAUUCACCUGCCCUUCCUGUCUGUCAGGCCACUGGCAAUGGAGCUGGAGGAGUUCUUGAGCAGAAAACGAGUCAGAUGGAGAGAAAGAGCCCCUGUCUCUGGGUAAUGGAUGUUAAGAUUAUGGAGGAGCCCCAGAUUCCUGUGAUUGAUGAACUCACAGUCAGAGACCAUAAGGCCAUCUGAUUCCAUCAGGGAACUCUGAUGGGCUAGCUAAGUGGGAAAUUCAGUCCCAUCUUCUCCUCUGCAACUUAACCCUAUCUUAAUUGGUUAUAUCAUAAGGCAGCAGUUAGCAGGAUCCAGUUCUGUUCAGGGUAUCCUGGGAGGUAUUUCAGUGAGGUUAUGCAUACAGUGAUGGAAGAUUCUUGUCUUGGUGUAUCUUCUGCCUUACCAUCAAUAUACUUUUUAUCUGGAGAGUCACCAGUGACCCAUACCCUCCCCCAUCCCCCUGUCAGCUUUCUGUGUCUUAUCAGGUCCCUUUUCAGCACUGUACUGGCUCAGUGCAUCAAGAAUGGGCGGAUGGGUGUGUAUGAGUGUUGAGUGUGGGUGUGUAUAUACCAAUAAAUAAACUGGUCUUGAGACAACAUA
Messenger RNA from Bubalus bubalis (water buffalo), 6161 nucleotides. It is a transcript of the gene PPFIA4, whose product is annotated as PTPRF interacting protein alpha 4. The transcript is spliced from 29 exons. Gene Ontology annotation, molecular function: protein binding. Gene Ontology annotation, cellular component: presynaptic active zone. Lineage: Eukaryota; Metazoa; Chordata; Mammalia; Artiodactyla; Bovidae. The record is from RefSeq and is a predicted model, not a curated record. Gene Ontology annotation, biological process: synapse organization. The coding region runs from base 572 to 4465 and encodes 1297 amino acids.